Molecule: messenger RNA, 549 nt
Organism: Prunus armeniaca (apricot)
Lineage: Eukaryota; Viridiplantae; Streptophyta; Magnoliopsida; Rosales; Rosaceae
Source: the annotation of a GenBank genome assembly
AUGGAUUCCACAGAAGUAGCUACUAAGCCACAUGCUGUUUGCAUUCCAGCUCCUUUUCCAAGUCAUAUAAAGGCAAUGCUUAAAUUUGCAAAGCUCCUCCACCACAGAGGUUUUCAUAUAACCUUUGUUAACACAGAGUUCAAUCACAAGCGCUUUCUUAAAUCUCUAGGACCCAAUUCCCUUGAUGGCUUGCCUGAUUUUCAAUUCGAAGCCAUCCCGGAUGGCCUUCCGGAUUCAGAUGAAGAUGCCACACCAGAUCUCACCUUGCUUUUGACUUGCAUAGUUUCAGAUGGUUUCAUGUCCACGUUCACAAUCACAGCUGCUGAAGAAAUCGGAGCCCCUAUAGUGCUGUUCUACACUAUAGCUGCCUGCAGCUUCAUGGGAUUUAAACAACUUCGCGCCGUGGUCGAAAAAGGACUUGCUCCACUCAAAGAUGAGAGCUGUUUCACAAAUGGCUAUCUGGACACCGUAAUAGAUUGGAUCCCAGGAAUGAGAGAUAUCCGUUUGAGGGAUCUCUCGUCCUUCUUGCGAAACCACAAAUUCGGAUGA